UGGUCUCUGUAAACUCUGUUAGUUUAUGAAGUUUCAUGAUGGUUUAAAUAUAAAUGUAUAAUUUCACACGUGGAUCACUUCCUGUCCUUUGGUGUAUUUAGUCCUCCAGGUGUUCACAGUGACCUUCACUGGACGCGUCAUACAGACACAUCAGAGUUCAGUACAGGUGAAGUCUCAUAUCAGAUGAUCUCAGCUUCAGUUCUGUGUGUCUGUGGAUCCGGGUCUCUGCCUCCAGGGAGGGCAGCCCAGCUCACCACAGCGCCGCCCUCCCUCUCUCUCAGUCCGGCUUCUUCUCCUCCAAACAGCGCUCACAGCAGCGCCUUGACAGCCGCCCAGCAGCUGCGCUUCUCCCGCUGCUCAAACACUCCGCUCCGCCGGCUGCUCGUUGGCUUCCGUCGGUACCGGUUCGGUUCUCCUCACACACCGACUGCUCACCGGGAUUUUGAUCGGUUUUUCUUUCUUUUCUUUUCUUUUUUUUUGUUGUUUUUUCGGUGCAUGGAUGGAUUCGGCGAGUGAUCCGGGAAGGAGCGGCUCUGAUCCGCCGGUCACGGAGACGCCGUCGAGCUUGGAGACUCUGCGGGGUGAAGAACACCUGACUCCGGCUCGGAGACACAGCAGCUCCGGAUCCAGCUCCUCCGGCUCCGGCUACAGCAAAGGUCCGUCAGCAGGCGUGAAGAAGACGCACACAUCUCAGAUUGAAAUCAUUCCCUGUAAGAUCUGUGGAGAUAAAUCAUCUGGGAUCCACUACGGCGUGAUCACCUGUGAGGGCUGUAAGGGUUUCUUCAGGCGGAGUCAGCAGAGUAACGCCGCCUACUCGUGUCCUCGCCAGAAAAACUGUCUGAUCGACCGAACGAGCCGCAACCGCUGCCAACACUGCCGUCUGCAGAAAUGUCUGGCCGUGGGCAUGUCCCGAGACGCUGUGAAGUUCGGUCGCAUGUCCAAGAAGCAGCGCGACAUUUUGUACGCCGAGGUGCAGAAGCACCGCCUCCAGCAGCAGCAGCAGCAGCAGCAGGGCCCACUCAUCCUGUCCCACCCCAGCAUUGGCAGCCCAAGCCCGGGCGAGUCUGAGCCGCUGUCCCCUCACUACUGCCUCUCCUCCAGGGGCCUCACGGAGCUGCCCGAUGAGUUGGGAGGCUACAUGGAACAAAACUCACCUGAAGGAGGAUCAGUAUCAUCCAAGGCAGACUCUGGAGGAGGAGGAGGAGGAGGAGGAGGAGGAGGUGGGUUCUAUCUGGACUUCCAGCCAUCGCCGGACCAGUCAGGGCUCGAUAUUAACGGCAUCAAACCAGAGCCGCUGUGUGACUACGGCUCCAGUAACGACUUCUUCCCGUACUGCUCCUUCAGCAACGGAGACACGUCACCCACAGUGUCCAUGGCUGAACUUGAUCAUCAGGCUCAGAUCAUCUCAAAGUCUCACCUGGAGACGUGUCAGUACCUGAGGGAGGAGCUGCAGCACCUGAGCUGGCAGAACUUCCUGCAGGACGAGGUGGAGAACUACCAGAGCAAGCCGCGGGAGGUGAUGUGGCAGCUCUGUGCCGUAAAGAUCACCGAGGCCAUCCAGUACGUGGUGGAGUUUGCCAAACGCAUCGACGGCUUCAUGGAUCUCUGUCAAAACGACCAGAUUGUGCUGCUGAAAGCCGGAUCUCUGGAGGUCGUCUUCGUCCGAAUGUGUCGCGUGUUCGACUCUCAGAAUAACACCGUCUACUUCGAUGGGAAGUUUGCUGGUCCUGACGUCUUCAAAGCAUUAGGCUGUGAUGACUUGAUCACGUCAGUGUUCGACUUCGCUAAAAGCAUGUGUUCUCUGCACCUGUCGGAGGACGAGCUCGCUCUCUUCUCAGCGUUCGUUCUGCUGUCUGCAGACCGGUCGUGGCUGCAGGAGAAGCUGCAGGUGGAGAAGCUGCAGCAGAAAAACUCAGCUGGCUCUGCAACACGUCCUGCAGAAGAACCAGAGAGGAGGACGGACUGCUCAACAAGCUCAGAUGUAAGGUGUCAGCGCUGCGUUCCCUGUGCUCCCGUCACACGGAGAAGCUGUGUGCGUUCCGGGCCGUGUACCCGGACGUGGUGGGUUCUGACUUCCCUCCUCUUUAUAAGGAGUUGUUUGGCGCUGACCUUGAACUGACUCUGCGGAGCGACGGCGACUAAACGUCGACCACGCUCCCGGAUUUGGAUGAACCGAGCCCCGCGGAGGACCGGGCGGUGACUCACGCCGCCGCCGUCCUUCUCUUCUCCUGGAGUCCACAAAUAACGGAGAGAUUUGAACUCCUCUUUCACCUCCUCCUGCUCCUCCUCCUCCUCCUCUCAUGGCUCUGGGUUUGGAUGCAGUGAGGAAUCAGGUGGUUUCCCUUCAUCUGCAUUCACACACACAUCUCGUGUUCAGGAUCGUGGAUGUCUAUCUUCAGUAUUCGCACUGAAACCUGCUUCAGCUUCGACACGUCAGCUCUUCUUCUGCAGGUUCAGCGCCACGGCAACAUUCAUCUGCAAACCGGAUCAGCUGGAAGCUCGGUGACGCUCUGACAUCAUUCAGUCUGCUGCCAGGCCAGCUGGACAGAACACAAACACUCAAACACGAGCUCCGAUAAGAAAGUUUACAACCGUGCAACGGUACGAAUUUCCAGUUUGUUAACGAUGCUGGACAGUGAACGCCUCAUCUGUCUCCACAUUAAUGUUUUGAGCCUCAUCUUUGUUUUCAUGUCCAUAAAAAACAUCAUUUUAGACUUCAAAGGUUUUAAAGUUUGAGUCUUCUAGAAAAAGUUUUGUGGCUUUGAAUAUUUGUCAUACGUCAGAGUUUAAGUAGGUUUAGAUUCUUAAGACUUUAAAUAAGACGCUGCUUUCCAUAAACGUGAUCAGACAGAAGCAGCUGAGCCAAAUCCAACAUCAGUGCUUCCUGUUUUGUCUUGAUGUUUCUCUUCAUUUGACCCGUGAAGUUCUUUUCUGGUUCCGGUUCCGGUCACUCAGGUUGAUGCAGAUCUUUAACAGCAAACAUCAUCUUCACGUCUCUGCUCGGCAGUUUGACCUGACUCUUGAUGAUGUCAUCAGAUUUUGAUUUUGGUUAAAUCUAUUUCAUUUAAUGCUGCCGACUCAUCCAGAAGAGACGUGAACAGUGAUGUUUGAAACCUUCUCCACAGCACCAACCGCUGAGGCUCAUGGGUACUGUAGUAUUUAGAGCCUUGUGUGUGUCACUGCUGAAUGACAUGAAAAACUGAUGUUACUGAACAGGUGAGUCACGGUGACGUCACAAUGUUCAUUCAGGAUUCAUUUGAUUGUUUAACAGAAAUAAUUUCAUCCUCCAUGACUUCAUUCCUCCUCCUCCUCCUCCCAGCAGCCUCUUCUUCCUCCUCAGUGUGUGCAGAUGUUGCCAGAUGUUGCCAGAUGUAGCAGAAACGUCAGAGUCUGCAGACAGCAGCACCAGACGGAUGGUUAGCCUGUAGCACCAGCUGGUGGCCUGGACAGGGAAGUGCAGCUUCUCUUGUUUCUCCUGUCAGUUUGUUUACAGCACGAUCGGAUGCCGUCAUCCAAUCAGAGUUCAAACAAUUCAAAACAUCAGGAAGAAAUUUGUUGUUUAAGACAAACCGUGUCGGCAGCGUUCAAAAGCUCAGACUUCCUGUCCGUGGCUCUCAGCUCCCAUUGGUUCAUACUGAAGAUGGAAGUAUUCAAAAACACGUCACAAAUAUGUCAUGUCAUGUUUAAAGUGCAAAAAUCAUCGAUCAGCAUACAUUUGUUUCACAGACUCGUCGUCCAAUCAAAAAGCAGAAGACGCCCACGUUCGAUUAGGCGCCGACGACACCUGUUUUUUCUUUUUAUAGAAACUUUGUCAGCGUUCGCCUCGAAACGUUCAGGGUGAUUUAAAACGGUACGAAUGUCAAUAUUAACACCAGCAUUGAUGUUUCAUCACAGUACAGUCGUAUAAUUUAGUUCAAUAAUAAUAAUAAUAAUAAUAAUAAUAAUAAUAGUUUUUGUAGUGGACGUCAUCAGGACGACAGCAGCAGACUCUACCAAUCCUCGAUCUUGGCGUAGCCAUGAUUCAUGAGAACCUGAUGAGACGAGAAAGCAGAAAAUAAAGAAGCUAAGUUAUUAUUAUUAUUAUUAACAUGUAUUCGUGACACAUGAAUGUGUUCAGAGGGAGAGCAGAGGAGAAGAGCUCAGUGCAUCUGACUCCAAUAUUACAUAAGGAGCCACGAGGAACCUUGAAGAACCAUGAGGAACCUUGAAGAACCAUGAGGAACCAUGAGGAACCUUGAAGAACCAUGAGGAACCAUGAGGAACCCUGCAAACGUGGGUGCAGUUUGUUUAUUAUCAGCAGCUGAUUAAGAGAAAUCUUGAAAUCCGACAAACAGAAGAGAUCUCUGCUCGAACCUCGCGUCCACACAAACGUACAUUUAUGUUUAACUGACGGCAGAAAGAUUUAUUUAGGAUUCAACCAGCUUAACAAAAGUAAUACUGCAAAAAUAAAAGUAUUAAGAGCAAUACAGAAUCUAUGCAGAGUGAAGUAUGGUGAAAAUGUAAGUGUGCUACCUGUGUGUGUGUGUGUGUGUGUGUGUUCAUGUUUGUGGUAAAUUUCAUUCAUGUUUAACGUUUGGACACAGACUGCUGGGAGAAGUGACGUUUUCCCAUCAUCCACAGCUUCACUGUUCUCCUGUUUACCGUCAGCGUAAUCUUUAACGAGUCAACCAAUCUGGAGGAAUAUAAUCAGUAACAUCGCCUGCUCCACCACAUCAGUCUCGAGGUCAAAAUAAAAAUCUGCAUUUCUGCCAAAUAACAAACAGAACUUUAGCCAUAACUGAAUGUCGAGCAAUAAUGUGAAAGUAUUUUUAUCUUUAUUGAUUGUGUAUAGUUUGGAAACAUGGCACGUCAGCACAGUUUCUAAUUUCUAAGAUUUAAUCUGACGAGUUUCCUUUGGGAGAUGCCGUCUCGACCCAUCACGUGAUCACGUACGCUGACGACACGCUCCCUCCAUGCCACCUCUAUUGUUUUUAUUCUGUAAGUAACUUUAUUGAUUAAGUCUGUACAGGCCACAGGAAAAUACUGCUACAGAUGCCUAAUGAGCAUCAGACUUGUUAUCUGUUGAUUGGUAUGCAUCAUAAUGUAUCUGGUUUGAUAUGCACUGCUCUCCGUUAGAUUUAGUUGAGUUACAGAGAGCGUUUUUUGUGUUUUAAAUAUGCGUUUGGUGCUAGGUUGUUAGCAGGGUCUCGAUUUUACCAACUAUGCCACAUUAUGUUUCCCCACAGGGCAUGACAGGAAAAUUCUGCUUUUU
Molecule: messenger RNA, 5251 nt
Organism: Larimichthys crocea (large yellow croaker)
Lineage: Eukaryota; Metazoa; Chordata; Actinopteri; Sciaenidae
Product: nuclear receptor ROR-alpha
Exons: 12
Coding region: 500-2119 (539 amino acids)
Biological process (GO): regulation of transcription by RNA polymerase II
Cellular component (GO): nucleus
Molecular function (GO): nuclear receptor activity; zinc ion binding; RNA polymerase II cis-regulatory region sequence-specific DNA binding
Source: RefSeq, a predicted model, not a curated record